AUGGAAGUCUAUGCGAUGAAGAUGCUUCGCAAGGAACACGUCAUGAACCGCAAUCAGGUCGAGCACACCAAGACGGAGAGGAACGUGCUCGAGCACGUGAAUCAUCCGUUCAUCGUGUCCCUCCACUACGCGUUUCAGACUCCCAAAAAGCUGUACUUGGUUCUCGAUUACUGCCCGGGUGGGGAGCUCUUCUUUCACCUGAGCCGUGCUGGGCGUUUCUCCGAAGGGCGCACGAGGUUUUACAUCAGCGAGAUCCUCUUGGCCCUGGAGUACCUGCACAGCCUGAACAUCAUCUUUCGCGACUUGAAGCCCGAGAACGUGUUGUUGGACGCUGAGGGCCAUGCCAAGCUGACGGACUUCGGAUUGAGCAAGGAAGGCAUUAGCGACAACUUCUCCGCCCGGACCAUGUGCGGAACACCAGAGUAUCUGGCCCCAGAAUUGCUGGACAAGCGUGGCCACGGGAGAGCGGUGGAUUGGUACUCCUUGGGUGCCUUGGCAUACGAGAUGCUCACAGGCCUGCCCCCAUUCUACACCCAGGACCGCAACCUCCUCUUUGAGCGCAUUCGCCGCGCCAAUCUGUCCUACCCCUCAUACAUUUCACCUGUCGCCAAGUCCCUGCUUGAGGGGCUUCUUACGCGUCAGCCAGAAUCACGCCUGGGCGGCGGACCACACGACGGAGCCGAAGUUCGCGCUCACGGCUUCUUCGCAUCCAUCGACUGGAAUGCGUUGUACCAGUGCCAAGUGACACCGCCCUUCAAGCCGAAGGUGUCCGGGGCCGGCGAUGUGUCCAACUUUGAGAAGGAGUUCGUAGAUAUGCCGGUUGCCAUCUCGGAGGCUGGUCCGGGAGCCCAGGGAGUUCACUUCGAUGGUUUCACUUACCAAGGUAAUUGA
Messenger RNA from Symbiodinium pilosum, 891 nucleotides. Lineage: Eukaryota; Dinophyceae; Suessiales; Symbiodiniaceae. The record is from the annotation of a GenBank genome assembly.